This is a messenger RNA of Endocarpon pusillum Z07020, 1452 nucleotides long. RefSeq lists its product as uncharacterized. Gene Ontology annotation, biological process: tRNA-type intron splice site recognition and cleavage; tRNA splicing, via endonucleolytic cleavage and ligation. Gene Ontology annotation, molecular function: nucleic acid binding; tRNA-intron lyase activity. The record is from RefSeq and is a predicted model, not a curated record. Gene Ontology annotation, cellular component: tRNA-intron endonuclease complex. The coding region runs from base 1 to 1452 and encodes 483 amino acids. The transcript has a single exon. Lineage: Eukaryota; Fungi; Ascomycota; Eurotiomycetes; Verrucariales; Verrucariaceae.
AUGGAACCCUCCGAUUCUCUUGUUCCUCCAGACUUUUCCAAUACCGAGGUGCCUAAAUCAAAACCUCAGCGGCCACGGAGACCCAACUACAAUCACAUUCACAAAGACCUCUUACCGCUACAAGUCCAUCCUUUACCUGUUCUCAUACCUCACAAUCCGCUAUCCCUUCUCGCAAUUGCACUAUCAUACCUCACGCAGAUUAUCUCUCCACCUCCGCAACAACCAAUCUACAAUGGAUACUUUUCGUCAGCAACAUCUUCCAUUCAUGUCACAGACCCUACCACGGCACGGAAGCUAUGGGAGAUGGGCUUCUUCGGCAAAGGGAGUCUGAGUCGCAGUGAACCUACAUGGCUGGACAGUCAAAGUAAAAAAGGCAAUACCAGUGAGGAAGUCACCAAUAAACGGAGAGAAGAAAGGCGUCAGGCCAAGCUAGAAAGAGCCCAGAAGGAACAGGAGGCCAUCGAGCAGAAGCUGAAAGAGGAGGCUCACAUGAACGGCACUGGCCUAAAGGUCAACACGAGAGGGCUAAAUGGAAUUGUCAGUGUGAUGGAAUCGGCUUCGCCCACCUCAGAAGGUUCACUCAACAGCACCGGAUCGAUUCAUAGCUACAACGAGUGGAAAGGACCGGUUGAAGCAAACGGCAUUCUGACACCACCGCCAACCUCCACGUCGUCAGAAGCAAGCUUGAUCAAUAACUCUGUCACCAAGAAGCAGCUCAAAGUCAAAAGUGUCCGCUUUUCACCCACGAUCGAAGCUCGAGAGUUCGAUCUCACAUCACCCAUCAUUUCUCCCAUCAAAAGCCCUGGGCCCUUGCCACUCACCCAGCAAAUGCCUACUUCAGUUCCGCUAACCGAGAAUCAAGAGCACCUCCAGCUCUCUCACGAAGAAACCUUCUUUCUCGCAUAUGGCCUAGGCAUGCUGGAAAUAUAUGCAGACGACAGCGACAUUGUGCUCCCAACAUCGUCUCUCCUUGCUCUUUUUAGACGAUAUUCCUAUUUUCCGCCUCGAUCACUAUCUAUGCAAGCCGAGCCAGACGACCCUUUCAUGCUUUCCUACGCGGUUUAUCAUCAUUAUCGGUCUCUUGGAUGGGUUGUGCGCUCUGGGGUAAAAUUCUCCGUUGAUUACCUACUCUAUCACCGAGGCCCCGUAUUCUCACAUGCUGAAUUUGCGGUCAUGAUGUUACCGUCGUACAGUCACCCAUAUUGGUCUGGCACGGAGGAGCAGAGGAAAAUAGUGCAAACAAAGACGGGCAAGACGUGGUGGUGGCUGCACUGUAUGAACAGGGUGCAGAGUCAGGUUAAGAAAAACCUGGUCCUCUGCUACGUGGACGUUCCGCCCCCACUUGAAGAACAUGAGAAGUAUGUGCAGGAUGAUAUUGGGAAGUUGUUUGCCAGGUACAAUAUUAGGGACGUGAGCGUCAAACGAUGGAUACCCAACCGGAGCCGGGAUUGA